Molecule: messenger RNA, 3080 nt
Organism: Manihot esculenta (cassava)
Lineage: Eukaryota; Viridiplantae; Streptophyta; Magnoliopsida; Malpighiales; Euphorbiaceae
Product: pentatricopeptide repeat-containing protein At1g31430
Exons: 1
Coding region: 244-2112 (622 amino acids)
Biological process (GO): RNA modification
Molecular function (GO): protein binding; RNA binding
Source: RefSeq, a predicted model, not a curated record
AUGGGCAAUGGAAACCAUCCUACAGCAGUCGGGGGAAUUAUUCAGGCGACUAGACAACUGUCUUCCGGCCAGCAAGAGAUGAAUUUUACGGCUGUGAGACGAGGAGGUAACCAGGCUGCGCAUGCACGUUGUGAGUUGGGGUUGGGCAGAGGGCACUCUGUUUUUCAAUCUGGCAAAACCUGUUCUGCGUUGAUGCUCCUCAAACAAACAUAGGCAAAAUUAGUUGAUUUUCCCCCCCAACCUAUGAGGAGCCUUCCGUCCGCUCUCAAGACUUGGAAUCAAAAUGUUCCAAAAGUUCUCCUUCCUCUUUCCCUCCUCUCAAACCCUAAUAAAUGCUUCUCGGAAUUUAUCAAACACCCAAGCCACUUCAAUUGUAUUCUAUCUUAUGCCAUUGCUUCUGGUCUCUAUAAAGACCCCUUCAUAUCAAGCAAACUCCUUUACUACUCUUUCUCUAUCUGUCGUAAUUUAUCCUUUUCUCGCUCCCUUUUCUUCCAAAUUCAAAACCCAAAUAUCUUUGCCUAUAAUUUCAUGAUUAAAGCCCAUUCUCAGAGCUCAACCCCUAUAGAAUCCAUCAUUCUGUAUAAUUUAAUGCUGAGGAAUGGCAUUUUCCCUGAUAACUACACUUUUCCCUUUAUUCUUAAGGCCUGUGGGCAUCUAUUGCUUUUGAAUAAAGGUCAGGAAGUGCAUGCUUUGAGCCUUAAACUGGGCCUUGAAUAUGAUAUUUUUGUUCAAAAUUCUUUGAUUUCAAUGUAUUCGUCGUGUCGCAAAAUUGAAAUAGCACGUGGAGUUUUUUAUUUGGUUCCAAUUUUUAUCAGGGAUGUGGUCUCUUGGAAUAGUAUGAUGUCUGGGUAUGUACAGUGUGAUUGUAGUGGGGAAGCAUUGAAGCUGUUUGGGAAUUUGCUGGGUGAAAACUGUGCGAGAUUUGAUGAGGUUACGUUGAUUAAUGCACUCACUGCUUCUGGAAGGAUGGGAUUUCUUGAUUUAGGGAAAGAACUUCAUGGAUUGAUUAUAGUAAAUAGUUUUGUUUUAGAUGUUUUUUUGGGUUCGUCUUUGAUUGAUAUGUAUGCAAAAUGCGGGAAAAUGGAGGAUGCCAGGAAGGUUUUUGCUAAAAUUCCUGAUAGAAAUCUGGUGUGCUGGACUUCUAUGAUUGUAGGUUAUGUGAGGUUGGAUAUGUUUAAGGAAGCAAUAGAGUUGUUUAGGGAAAUACAACUUGCCAAGGUUGUUGCAGAUGCAGCAUUGGCUGCUUCUGUUAUUUCUGCGUGUGGACAUAUGGGAGCACUGGAACAGGGAAGAUGGCUGCAUGCGUACUGUGAAAGGAAUGGUAUUGACAUGAACCUCUCUGUGAGGAAUGCCUUGAUAGAUAUGUAUUCAAAAUGUGGAGAAAUUGAAAAGGCUUGCCAGAUUUUCAAUGAGAUGGUUAAUAGAGAUGUAUUUUCAUGGACCUCAAUGAUUUCUGGGCUUGCCAUGAAUGGGAAAUCUGAUGAAGCAUUGGACCUGUUUGCUCAGAUGGAAAUGUCAAGUGAUGUUAAGCCAAAUGAGGUUACGUUCCUCGGUGUCUUGUCUGCUUGUAGUCAUGGUGGUUUUGUGGUUAAGGGAUUUCACUAUUUUAAAGCCAUGAGUCUUAUUCAUCAUAUUAAGCCACGUAUUGAACAUUAUGGAUGUAUGGUUGAUCUUCUUGGCCGUGCUAACUUAAUGGUUGAGGCUGAAAAUUUCAUCAGGGCAAUGCCUGUUGAACCUGAUGUGGUGACAUGGCGAUCCCUGCUGUUUGCUUGUAGAAGUCAUGGGAAUGCAGAACUAGCAGAGCUUGCAAUCAACAAAAUCGAGGAAUUGGAGCCAAGAAGGUCUGAGGCACAUGUUCUGUUGUCCCAUGUAUAUGCUUCAGCUUCAAGGUGGGGUGAUGUGAACAAAGUGCGGAAGUGUAUGGCUCGUCAGAAAAUACAGAAGAACCCUGGUUGCUCAUUUGUUGAAAUAAAUGGUCUUGUUCAUGAGUUCUUUGCUGAAGAUAAAUCAUAUAAUCAAAUCAAUGUCUUAUAUGAGACAAAUAUGCAAAUUCAUAAAGUUUUACAAUCAGAGGGACUUGAGUCAGACUUGUUGGACCAUCAGCAACAAUGAAAUUUAAAGCAUUUGGAUUUUGAUAAUUUGGUUUCCUGAACUGCAUUGACGAUGGAGCUUUAGAAAUAGAAGGUUUAGUUAUCUGAGGAAGUGAAUCGCAACAAGGCAGGCUGAGAAUGCCCCUCAGGGCUCAGAGUAUUUGAGGUCUAAAAUUUGAAACUAUUUCGAGCAAAAAUCUUUGUAUUUACGUUUCCUUAUGGCAUUGGGUUUUAGCUGAAGUGCUAUGGAUAAAUGGUAACAUGAUGUGUUACUUUAACAAAUAAACCAAGUGGCGUGAGUUGGGGAUGAAAGUUUGAGCAUUCGAAGUUGAAUGCAGGAUCACAUGAAAUUGUCCGAAGCUGUUUAUUAGGAGCAAAGCAGUCCUGAGAUUGGAGUUAACUGGACAAUGAGAAACCAAGCUAGAACUUCAAAAGCUUGGCCUUUUUAUAGGGUAGAUGGUGCCAUGGAAGCGUCCUGGUGCAGAAGCCCUUUACGGGAUUAUAGUGAAGGCAUUUUUACCUAAGCCGUAAGACAUCAUAUUCGGUGGAGUGUGGAGGGCUAAUGUGUUUCAAUCCUAAUUUCCCCUGGAGUUGGUAUAACUCAUAAUCGGCUCUAAUCAAUGGGAAGCCACUGGUGUAAUUUAGUUUGAAGCCCACGGAAGCAUUGCAGCAUCCUUGCAUUAUUGAACCCCCAAGUUGGGACUUAUUUGAGAUAAUAGAGGGAGCGUCGGUUUACCUACAAGUGCAUGAAAUUGAGGGCUGUUCAUGCUUCUAUGAUCUGAGAAAGUUUGAAUUCAGUGCAGCUGUCUUGUGUCAACUCGGUGAGGUCUGCAGCUAACAUCAUAACACAGAUGACUUUCAAGUGCUAAAUAACUGCUACUUUAAUUGUUCAUUGGUUUUCCAGUUCCUCUUGAUAUUUACGUUUACAAAAGGAAUACUCGAGUCUUUUUGAUGAAGUGAACUAGCCUUCCCACUCGGUCUUUUUAAUUA